CAGCCGCAGCGUGCAUUAGCCACCGUGUUGCCGUUUUACGGCUCGAGUAGCUCUUCCAGCCUUUCUGGAAGAUCUGCCAACGACCGCGCACACGGCAAACACGUGUGGCUCGACAGCAGCCAGGACCCACAGGAGACCCAAACACGGCGCGGCGCACGAGCUCCAGCGACCAAGCCCUGCCCUGGUUGCUGAAAGCAGGAGGAAGCAUCGCAACGAACGCGCGGCGCGAGCACCAAGGACCCAUGGACAUUAGAAUAGUGGACGUCGAGUGGGCGCUCGACGACGCGGGCGCGACCUACCAGGCUUAUGUGGUGGAGAUCGCGCGCGGCCUGAAGACGUGGGCGGUGCGCCGGCGCUACAGCGCCUUCGACGACUUAAGGAGAGCCGUCUCGAAGGAGCUCGGGCCCCUCGCGUCGCCGUUCCCCGGGAAGAAUUUGUUCGGCCGGGCGGACCCGGCGAAAAGGCAAAGGGAGCUCGAGGCCUGGCUGCGCGAGCUCGCGCUGGCCGUGGCCCCCGCUCCGGCCGCCUACGCGGCCUUCACGAGCUUUAUACGGGAGCCGCCGGACGCCGCGCCGAAGGCGACGCCCCCCGAGAAGCCCGCGCGGCGCUCCAUCGUCGAGCCGCCCGCGCCGGCGCCCGAACCUCCAAAGCCGCCGUCUCCCCCAAAAUGGGACCCGUCGUUCAUGUCGUCCGACCCGCUCGCCGGCCUCGCGGACGCGCUGCCGGAACCGCUUCCACCGAAGCCGGCGCCCAAACCCAAACCUCCGCCGAAGCCGCCGCGCGCACAAAAGCCCGAGGGCGAGGCCGUCCGGAAAUUCCCGCAGACGACGGCGCGCGCGACGUUCCUGACGGGCGGCGCCAAGACCUACGCCGCGACGGGCGAGGGCCUGCGCGACGCCAUCAAGGCCGGCGAUUUGAACGGUGUGAAAGAUGUGCUGGCGAGGGAUUCGAGUUUGGCGUCGUACCAGGACCGCCAGACCGAGUCCAUGCUCCACCUCGCGGCGCUCUUCGACCACGCGUCGAUCGCGCUCGCGCUGGCGGCGCACGGCGCGGACCCGACGGUGACGAACGCCGCGGGCGAGUCGGCAUUGGACGUGGCGCAGCCGUCGCUGCGGUCGAAACUGACCGCGGCGCGGGAGGCGUGGAAGCAGUCUAGUAAUUAACAAACAA
Pelagomonas calceolata is the source of this 1170-nucleotide messenger RNA. Lineage: Eukaryota; Pelagophyceae; Pelagomonadales; Pelagomonadaceae. The record is from the annotation of a GenBank genome assembly.